This is a messenger RNA of Symbiodinium necroappetens, 2232 nucleotides long. The record is from the annotation of a GenBank genome assembly. Lineage: Eukaryota; Dinophyceae; Suessiales; Symbiodiniaceae.
AUGCCCGACCCAGGCCCGACCCACCCUUUCAAUGUUGAGACAUACUCCGAUGCAAGCCUCUUCCUCCCCAACCCCACCGUGCCCCGCAAGUUCAACUUCGCCAAACACCGAAAGUGUUUCGGGCUUCGCUUUGUUUCUAAUGGCCAGAACAUGUUUCAGUGUCUCGACUUCUUAGAAACUGCCAUGCGUCCGGAUGUGGAUGAAUUGGACUUUGCGUGGCUGGUGGCACAGCAGGUCACAGGUCACAUUCGAGCGCGUUGCCCAUCAACUUCAUCAACCGUCGUCGUGAUUGCGAGCACAGUCGACUACAGGAAUCUGGCCCGUCACCUUGUGUCCGCCGAGGAUCACGUCAUUGAAGUUGGCAGCAGCUUGGGGCAUUGCACAGAAAUUCUACACGCCAGAGCGGCUGACGUACUCGGUCUCGACGUGUCUGUCGCCCAGCUGGCCGAAAGCCGCCGCCGAGUUCCAGGGGCUGAGUUUGACUUUCUUGACAUCUUUGAAGAGGCAGACCGCUUAGCGGCGCUUCCAGCUGCAGCUCGCUGCAAGAAGGUAUUUCUAGAUAUUGGUGGUGAUCGCCAAAAGUUGCAAGUUUUGCAUGCGAUCGACAUCUUGCGACGCUGCAUGCCGAAAGUGCAGUUGAUUGUGGUGAAAUCGGAGGAGCUCCACAGUGCCAUGGCUUCCUGGACAGGGUGUGCAAGCAGUGCCAGCAAUGGUGAAGGUCUUUACCUGGAGCGGCCGAGCGAGUUUCUACACUCCGCUGAAGGCUCCGCCGCACCUUUGCGCCUCCCAAAGCAGCGCCGCGCAACCCGGGUCAGGUCGCUGGCGCAGAACCAGGUUAUGGCUUCGGCAGACCCCGAGAGGUGGUUCUCUCGACACGAGAUCGAGGCUGCGCUCCCGUCCUUUUCAAACAUGCGUGGCUUUUGCUUGGCCCGAGAUGAGGAAUCGAAUGCGGAGCUGGCAACCUGCCUCUUCCUGCAUCACGAACAAAAUCCACUGUUCUUGGAUCAUGCAGCGUGUUGCAUUUAUGCCGAUGACAAAGAGGUCGAAGCAUUGAUGCGGCGCUGUGGCAAGCAUGCGAUACCCGUCUUUUGGGGUCAGGGUGGAGGAGCUGUGAUGCAGGAGUUCCUUGGAUCAUACGAGAUUGUUGACAUGUUGCCGUUGAGCCACAGCCUCUACGAGGCUCCUGCUUUAUGUGAGCAUCUUCAAGGGCUCCGUCGUCGCUCUCGCAGGCCAAUGACUGGCCCACAGCUACUGCAGAUGAAGUAUGUCGAGGCAGCACGGGAGUCGACAUAUCCAGAGCAUCCCUGCAAGUGCAGUGAUCCAUCUGCAUGGCUGCAGGAGAUCUUGAGACGUGUGCAGUGGCAUGAAAACGUGGCACAAGUUGGGGACAUCGCAUGUAAUACACUUCCAUCGCUUCCGUUCAUGGCUUUGCCGUGCUCAUCUACAAAGCUGCACAGACAGAUCGAGGUGCGCCGCGGCCGAGGACAACAUCGAGCCAAAAAGCGUUUGGACUUAAAAGGUGUAUACCACUAUGCUCCCUUACAGUUGCUUCUUUGCUUCACUGCGUUGCCGACGAACCACAACCCCAUCAUAUCCCACCACACCUCAGAUCAAAUCAUUUUGCGUGUACUUGUAGUUGUGUUGGUUUCAUUGCAGCCUGACUUUGACUUGACUUCGGCCUGCGCCAGACAUGCUAUACUGGACCCGCUCGAAUGUCCAAGAAGCAAUCCCUUCCGGCUGAACCGGCACAGCACUUGGUGGGAUCUGUUCGGGAUUCGUGGCUGGAAGUCGAAGAAACUUAAGAAACGUGCCCACACUAGCAUCGAGAUCACUAGCAGUGCACCAGUGCCACAUGCUGAACCGAGAUGCUGCAAACACACCUACAUAAGCCCUCGAUGCAGCGUCAGGACUUGGCGGCUGGCCUGCAGCAGCCUUUUGGCUGCUUGCCGUGGAGGCGUGACGACGAUGAUUCGCUGCUUCGCUGUUCCACAUGCAUGUGACGGAUCACGACUUCACGAGAUGCAUCAUCCAGAGCACUCUCACUAUUUUACGUGUGCCAGUUUGUCUUUCAUUGCUCAAUAUUAUACGUGCAAGAAUGCGCACAGAUGUUCGGAACAUCGGAAGCGUUUUCUCACGAGGCGCUUUGGUACAGAAGUCUUCUCUGUGGUUCGCCCGUUGCGUGCCCCAGGAUGCAGGGUGCACCAGAUUGCCACGGAGAGUGUUGUUGCAUAA